UGUUGCAUGGACAUGCUUUAUGUCAACGUUAGCUGCCCGGACACAGACCAGUGUGCUUCAGGCUGCUACUGGCACUGGAACGUGGAUGGGAGCCGCAGCUGCCUUCAGUGCAGAAACGAGACCUUUCCCAUCGCCGGGGCUUACGUGACGGAGUGCAGAAGCAUUGGCACCAAAGACAUUAACUACACGUCCUACAGGACAACGGUGACGCCCUUUCUGCAGACCCUGGGGGGCCCCCAGGUGGCCAUCUCCCUCUUCUUGGGCACGUUCUUCAUUAGCUCCUGCCUCAUCCUCUCCAUCGCUUUGUUCUUCUACUUCAAACGGUCCAGUAAGCUCCCCCAUUUCUUCUACAGAAGAAACAAAGCCUCUGUCUUACAGCCUGGAGAAACCGCUGCCAUGAUACCACCUCCGAAUUCUUCAGUCCGGAAGCCACGCUACGUCAGGCGGGAUCGCUCGCUGACGAGACCCUCCACACCCCCCAUGAUCUCCUCGGUCCAGACUCGGGUCAGCAAUGUUUAACGGCAGCGCUUGCCCGAGGACGUGCUCCAUGAACAAUUCAGAGACUUGUCCGCGCCCACCGAGGGGCCAGGAAAGAACAUCCGAGGCUGCCGCAAGCCUCGCUCCCGUGUCCAACGGGCCUGUGCCAAAUUGAGCACAAAGAGCCAGCAGGAAGCGGAGGUGGCGGCCGAGCGAGAAGGAGCCCCGCGCCCGGGAAGGCCAGCGCCUUUGAAAUCCUCCUCUUAUCUGGCUUUUAGAUCCGUCUCUUAGCAACGGGGACUGGCCUGAAAAGUCAUUUCCUCCCUCUCCAGCCCUUCCAUCUUGCCCGGAGCAGGGUGCCAUCAGCGCCCUGUUCUGCACUUCCCCUUGCGGGACCCAUCCGCCUGCCUCCCAGAAAGGGUUUGUUCCUGCACCUCCUCUUCCUGGGGGAGGAAGCCAAGAGGACGCAGGUGAGGUCCCCGGAGCCAUACCUGGCCGCCUCCUCGUUCGCUCCCUGUCCGUCCACGAGCCGGCCGCUUGGGAAGGGGCCUCUCCAGGUCCCCAGUGUGCACACACCCAAGAUCUUUCCCUUUUGCAGGGCUUUUGGCAUCUUCUCUGUGUAGAUGCCCCAUCAGCCCCACUCAGCCUGUUCUUGUUACACAGAACGGGCCUUGCAUUUCCUGCUCCCCUAAGCUAAGGAAAUUGGGGUCCGCUGGCCCUUUGGUAAAGGUUUCCCCACUGCCCCCCUUGUCCUGCUUCUGUCAGGCCACUGUCUGGCUUCUUUCGAGGUGGGCCUUCUAUUCCCUGAAACAAAAGGGGACCUCCAGGCUCACAGAGCAUUCACUCUGCUGCCUGGGCCACAGAUGGUGUCCUGUUUGCAAAAAUAACUGCAUUCCACUUUGGUCCCGGAUGAGGCCACCUAGAAACCGCCUCAUCUCCAUCAGCUGCCAGCCAGGGCUCAGGCUUGUUGGCUUUUUAGGAGAAUGAACAAGCCAGACCAAGUGCCCCUCUUUUAUUUAAUUUAGGCUUACGAUGCAUAUUUUACAAGACGGGGUGAUCACUGACUCAGUCCUACCCCCAUCCUAGCUGGGACCUGGUCAGGCAGCUGCAUCUGGGCCACAAAGAAAAGUCAAGGGAACAGGGAGCUGAGAAGAAAGGCUCCAUCCACUAAGCCUCAGAUCAAACGGCAUUGUGGGCCCAGAAUUGAUUUUAAUGAGUUGCUGUGCCAGGGAGUCCCUUAGGAAAGAGCAGCCAGCAGCCCCCCCUGGCCAGGUGGGAAGAAGAGGGGUGAACGGCCAGAGUUCCCGAGAGUCCCGGAGGGAAAGGCAGGCUUCUGCCCUCACCCCGGGGCAGGCGAGCCAGCCAUGUAGGCACCCCGCAGUUCACAGAAUAGAUGUCUUAGCAACUUAGUUAGGUCUAGGAUGGUUUUUGUAGAAGCUUCUGAUGCCCGUGUUUUCCUCGAGUGACUCCUGUAAGUGGGGGCUGUGCUCCCCGCGGGGUGAGGGUGCUAACAGAACCUGGGGCAAGCAGAGGCAAAGGAGCAGCUGUCCCACUCUCGGUACCUCUCCUUUUUGCUCCUCCCCCUUUAGAAUGGCUGAUGGAAAGGAUCCCAGAGCAUGAGGUCAAGGGCAGAAAAGCUACUUUGGACCUCUCGCCCCUUCAUUUUAGAAGGUCACGGAGGCCCAGGGGCCCUGGUGGAGCCCAUAAGCAGCGGCGUUAAGACAAGCUGUGAUGGGUCACCCAACUUGAAAAUUCUUCAACCCCCCAAAAUUAAAGUACUAUCUAGGGAACCCCCCAAACCAAGUUCAGGAAUGUUGAAUCCCGUUGAGCAAGAGAUCCAGCUCAGAGGAGACCUGGAGACCCUUGUCCAGGGAGUGAGCCUGGGCAACAGGAUGAUAAGUGACUUUGGGCCCAUGAGGCAGGUGAGAAUCCCUCCCCGACACUGCCCCCGGGGCAUCACCCCUCUGGGGGCUGGGGCAGGAAAAGCUGCCUGCUGCCUGCCUAUGGACGGCGUCAGUGCCUCCACCCCAGCAGCGUUCCUGGGGCCUGGCGCCAGGGCCUGCCUGGCAGAUCAGAGGGAGGGAAGGUGCCCGUGUUGUAAGGCGAUGCCAAGGCUUUCCUUCCUCCCGCUCUCUGCCCCCAGCCGUCCAGCACCCGGGCACUUCCCGAGCCUCCUGCCCCAUCCCUUUGCACUGUGAUGCUCACCAUGUUUUGUAUCUUUUUUUACUGCCAACUUUAAUAAACGCUCAUGUACCGAGA
Messenger RNA from Gracilinanus agilis (Agile Gracile Mouse Opossum), 2736 nucleotides. RefSeq names its product chromosome 3 C1orf159 homolog (gene C3H1orf159). The transcript has 7 exons. Lineage: Eukaryota; Metazoa; Chordata; Mammalia; Didelphimorphia; Didelphidae. The record is from RefSeq and is a predicted model, not a curated record. Bases 7 to 519 code for a protein of 170 amino acids.